Messenger RNA from Adineta steineri, 1320 nucleotides. NCBI's taxonomy places the organism in Eukaryota, Metazoa, Rotifera, Eurotatoria, Adinetida, Adinetidae. The record is from the annotation of a GenBank genome assembly.
AUGCAAUACUAUCAUUUUGUAUUGAUAUUUACAUUCAUCUUUGUCAUAUAUGGUCAAAAUACGCAGUGGUGUCCAAAACUUCCUAUUCAUUUUGUUAUUAAUGCUUUCGGCAAGAAUAAAACAACAUCUGUUACACCACGAUGUUUUACAAUAGGACAAUGUCAUAUGACAAUUAUAACUUCUAAUGAACAUCAUAUUAUUAAUAUAAAACAAAACGAAAGAAAUCAAUUAUUAUUUUCAUCAUUGAAUAAACUCAUAAUAGAUAGUUAUGAAAUCAAUUCAUCUUUAAUAUUUUCAUCAGUAUCAAAUAAUAAAAUAAUAAAUUCAACAGAAAUCUUAACAGAUAAUUGUUAUCAGACAAUUAUUAAACGUCAUACAAAAGAACAAUCUCAAUCGAGUUCAACUGAAUCAAUAGCAAUAACAUUUAAUUCUUCAGCAUUUAUUGAUUAUCAUUAUCAAGAAUUUCUUGAUUAUCCAUUACGAUUAUCUGUACGUUUCCGCACAUUAGGUCGAAUAUCAAAUGGUGUACUUCUUUCCUUAACACAUCGUAAAUCUUCAUUAUUAAUCACUCCGUUUAUUAUAAUUGAACAUUCAAAUGGAAAAGUCGAAAUAACUAUCCUUCAAUUAGAUGAAAGAAAAGUUCUAUCAACUGUCACUACAAUUCAAUGUGGAAAAAAUAUAAAUAAUGAUAAUUGGCAUUGGUUACAAUUUGAAAUAGAUCAAAAUGGAAUAUUUACUGUUGUUGUUGAUAAUGAUAGUCGAACAUCUCAAAUUCCUACUUAUGUUGUAUUAAGUUGGAAUAUAAAUGCAUUAUUAGUUGGUGAUACACGUCGUUUAAGUUCAGAUAUAUUUCAACCAUUUAUUGGUUAUAUGAGUGAUCUGACAUUUCAUGAUGAACAUCUAUUUGAAAGUUUAACAAAACAAAAAGAACAUAAAUUAACAAGAUUUCAAUAUGAUAGUCAACAUAUUAUUAUUGGUUAUCGUGUAGCAUUUUUUAAUUUAGUUACAAUUGAUACACCGAAAUCUUAUAUAGCAUUUUCUGAACGUGAAAAUCAAAAUAAGAAUCAUGGCAGAUUAGAUAUUUAUUUUUUAUUUCGUUCAUAUGUACCUGAUGGAAUUAUUUUAUAUCGUUAUGCACAAGGUUUAAAUGAAUAUUUUGCAAUUGGUUUAAGAGCUGGUAUACUUGCAUUAUUUAUUGAUUUUGGUUUUGGUAAACGACAAAUAGUUAGUGAUGAAUCAACAAAAUUAGCUGAUGGAAAAUGGCAUGAAGUACGUGUAACAAGAAUUGGAACUGAUAAGUACGUAAACUUAAUCUUUUAA